AUGGCUAGGCCAACAGGCGGCGGUCACACCCAUGUCGCUUGCGUCCCGUUGUUCGCUUUCAGAAUACUGCUCUUCCCCUCGGACAUAUCCAAAAGGGGCCUGCAGCACCCAGGCGCACUAGGAGAUGAAAAAAUAAAAGCAACUGAAGCAACUACCCUUGAGUUAACAGCAAAAUAUGAAGAUGCUGCCAAGAAAUUACAGGUAUCUACCGAAACUAUCACAGAACUGGAAAAGCAAGUUAUAUCUCUAAAUACAGAUUUAGAAAAAGCUCGGGAGAAAAUAACAUGGUUAGAAAAUGAAGCCGUUUCUCUUAACAGUGCUAGAGAUGCUGCAGUUGAUGAAAGAAAUGACUUAACCCGAAUAUUAGAAAGGCGUGAUACUGAGAUUGAAAGACUAACAGCUAAUCAAAUAUCAUUGUCUCAACAGCUACGCGCUGCUAUAGAUUCUAAAUGUGAAGCAUUAGCUUUGAAUGAUGAAAUACAAAGUAAAGAACUUUCUCUUCAGUACCGAGAAAAGCGUUUGGAUCAAGAAAGGGUUUUGUUAAAUUCUCAAAUUACUGCACUAACUGAAAAAGUAAAUAGACUUACAACGGAAUUACAAACUAUAAGACUAAAUAAUACUAGUAGACUUGUAAGCCUGGAAGCACAACUUGCAGAAAAAGUUGAAGAGUUAAAAUCAGCUUAUGAAACAAUUGAGCAAUUGAAUGAAACUAAAAAGCAUUUAAAUAACCGGGCUGAACACUUAGCACAACGCGCAAAAACCACUGAAUUAACUGAAGGCAUUUUAGAAUUACAAAAACUGCUCAAUGAAGCUACUGAACAAUAUGGUGAUCUUGAAACAAAGUAUAAACAGGCUGAAGUGGACCAUGAAGAGCUGAUGGACAAAAAAAAUGAAAUUAUUUCCUCAUUGAAAAACGAACUAGAACAUGCAAAUGAUUUGUUAAAAGCUGCUACAGCAAAAAAUCUGGAUAUGGCACUUAGCGAUUUGGCCCCAUCUGCAGCCACUGCUAGUAAAGUCAUGAAAUCAGGCAUGACAUUGACUCAAAUAUAUUCACAAUUAGUUACAGUUACUGAUGAGUUAAGCCAGAAAAAAGAAGAAAAUAGCCAACUUAAUAUAACUAUUCAUAAAAUUGUCCAAGAACUUGAAGAAAAAGCCCCCUUGUUACAAAAACAGAGAGCAGAAUAUCUGGAAGCAAAGGAGAGCAAUGUAGCUUUGACACAACAAAUAGAGUUUUUAGUUAUUGAAUGUAACAAGCUAAGGGAUGAUUACUGUGAAGCAUCUAAAAUUUCUAAUCACUACAGCCGUGAAAAUAAUCGCUUAAAAGGUGAACUGGCUGAUUUAGGUAGGCAAGUUUGCUUUUUGUUAAAAGAAAUAGAACAUACUCGAGGUGAGCUACAUAAUGGGGAUCAUGAUUCAUCAAAUACUACUAAUAUUACAAAUUCUUCUGAGAUGAGUUCCUCAGGGAUAAUAUCGAAGACAUUGGUGACAUUUAGUAAUGUUCAAGAGCUGCAAGCAAAUAAUCAAAAACUUUUACGGAUGAUUCGUGAGCUAACAGAUAUACAAGAAGAGUUGGAACGCCAUAAAGAACAAUUUGAGAGUGGAGAAAUGGAGAAAAAAAACGAAGCUUUGAAACAAAGAGUCACUGAACUAACAGAAGCUCAAGAAAGACAAACUAAAAUGAUAAAUGGCCUAAUAAGACAACGUGAUAUGUUUAAAAAGCUCUAUCAUGAUCAUAUGAAAGGCAAACGUCAUGAAAUGUCUUCAGACAUAGAUACUUCGGAUUUGGAAAAGGAUGAAUCACUUAUAAUGAACUCAUCAGAAAAUCCUCAGAAACCUGCUGUAGCCGAAGUUUCAAAUUUUGAAGUAAAAUAUAAGGAAACUGAAAAACAACUUGAGCUUUUAAAAGUUGAAUAUAAAACUUACAAAGAAGAAAAAGUUACGAACGAGAGAAUGUUAUUUGAGCAGAUUGACAACAUGAGACAAGAAAUAGCAAAAUUAACAGCAGCAAGUAGUAAAAGUGCGUCAACUUCAGAAUAUAAUAUUGAAAGAUUAAAAAUAUUGCAAACCAACAUUGCCACAUACAAAAAACAAAUUUCAUCAUUAGAAGAUAAAAAUAAAGCAUACAAUGCUACUAUUGCUAAACACGAAGUUUCAUUGCAACAUUUAAGAGAUGAAGUUUUAAAUGCACAGGGAAAGCUAGCAAGUGCAGAAAUACAAGUUGAAAACCUAAAGUUAGAAAAUAAGUUAUUAAAAGAUGCGGAAAUGCGCUUGCAGACUGAAAAAGAAUUAAUAAAUAGAGAGCGACAAGGUCAGUCUUUGCUUUUGAAAAAUUUAGAAAUGAUAAAAACAAGCUUGCAACGCGUUGAAACCGAAAAUCACGCUAAAAUAGAAACAAGAUUCGAUGAAGCCACUCGUGAAUGUGCAGCUUUAAGAAGAAGAUUGCAAGAAGAACAGGACAGAUUUAGAGAAUUAGCACCUCAUUUAGAGCGCCAAACAGCAAUUGCUAAAUCACGCAUGCAAGAAGAGAAAGACGCAGCAAAUGCGAUGAGAAAAGAAAUUCAGCAACUCAGAAAUGACUUAAUUGAGAAAGACAAAGCAAAUGAAGAAAUAACCAAAAAACUUAAAGUUGCAUUGUCACCAAAUACUGAUGGAUCGCUAGAUACUAUAAAGAAAAUUAAAGAACUUGAAAUUAAAUCGUCAGAUAGAGAUAAUGAAAUAAAGUCUCUUUUAGAACAGCUCAACACUGCAAAAGAACACAUUAAACAAUAUUGUGACAUCGCUGAAAAUGCUGAAAAAGAACUGAAAAAUUUAAAUUCAGAAUAUGAAAAAUAUAAAUUGGAAACUGAGGCUAAGCUUACUGAACAUGCAGAAAAGUUACAGCUUCUUGAAGAUAAGUGUUCUGAAUUAGAAGCAGAGCUUUCUCUUCAAGCUAAUGGUGAAUAUUCCACUGCAAACAUCAGUUUGAAAAAUGAAUUAGAAAAUGUGAAAGAAGAAUUAAAGAACACAUUGGCUAAUUAUGACAACUGUCGUUCUGAAUUAGAAAGUUCGCGUAGUGAAAUCACGAAGUUAUCAGAGGCUGUUCAAAUGGCUGAAGACAAAUAUACACAUGAAAUGAUUUUACAUUCUUCAGACAUCCAAACAUUAUCUAAUGUAAAAGAAGAGUUGUCAAGAGCACAAAAUCAGCUUAAUGAACUAGUAGCUUUGAAAAAUAAUACAGUAGAGAAAAUGGAAUCAGAGAAAAUGUCAUUAAUUGAAAGAGAAAAGAUUCUUAUUGGGGAAAAUGAACAGCUAGCUCAGCGUUUGAAAGAUCUUAAUGAUCAAAAUUCUUUGCUGCAUGAACAAAUCCAAGCACUAGGUACACGGCUGUCAGUUUCUCAUGCAUCUAGAUCUUAUUCGGAGAGUAUGAAUGAAUCUGCUAACGAUUCUAACAUCAAUAUAUCUUAUACUGAGGAUGGGAAAUCCUCUGAACAACUGUUACAGAUUAUUAAAUUGUUGCGAAAAGAAAAAGAUAUUGCAGUAGCUAAGUUUGAAAUAUUACAAGCAGAGACUAUGCGAUUAAAAUCACAGUUAGAAAUUACUGAAAAACAACUUGAUGAUUGUAAAUUAUCUUUAGCAGCUGAAAGAGAGAAAUCCGAAGUUAGUAUGGUAACAGUGAAUAGACAGUCUGAUAUCUUAAGAAAAGUGGAGACGUUGGAUGCUUUAACAGACAGUAAUAGAAGUUUACGCGAAGAGCGUGAUACAUUAAAAAAUCAAGUGGAAGAAUUGACACUUAACAUAAAAUCAUUAGAAGAACAAUUUGGUCCACUUCAGGAAAAGAUAGGUGAUUACAAAUCUAAGAAUGAAACAUUGCUUUCCGAAAACACUGUCUUGAAGGCUGAUUCUGCAAGAUGGAGGACAAGAGUAAAUGCUCUCGUGGAGCGCGCCAACAAAACAAGUUCUGAAGACUGGAAACGCUUGAAAAAUGAAAGAGAAACUCUUGCUAAAAUGCUGACAAAUGAGAAAGAAAAUCUUAGAAAAGUAAGUGAAGAGUUAGGUGCACUAAAAGUUGAAAAAUCCAAAUUAGAAGAACAAUACUCAUUGCUUGCACGUCAACAGAAUAAUGUCGUAGAAGAAAAUAAAAAACUUAAUGAAGAACUGCAAGUUCUUAAAGAUGAUAUGUCACGUUUGACGGAAGAAUUAGCAAAAAUUAGAGCAGAAAAUAAAACAGCAACUGAUACAAAUGCCAGGCUGGCCGAGGAGAUCAAUAACAGAGAAGCUUCUCUAUCUGAUAUAAGGAAUAAGGAAAAUCAAAUCCGUAAGAUUGCUAAAAAUUAUAAAUGUGAAGAACUUGUCAAAUCAGUAGAAGAGGAAAAGCAAAAGAAAGAAGAUAAAGGAACUGCUGCAGGUAUAGCGAUAGCAGAAAACACAAAGAAAGUUGAAGAGCAAUUGACUGAAGUACAAAAGCUGUUAGAUGCGGAAAAAGCUAACAAUGAAAAACUAAAGCAAGAAAUCGAGACACUCAAAACUGUAAAUAUGAAUAAAUCUAAACAACAAGCUACAACAGAGAAAACUACAACUGAUCCUCCGACAGCAAACAUCAAACCUAUGGCUGGAGCAGUGAGCGCGGGCCCGACGUCCGCGUCGGCGCCGGUGAGCACGUCGCACGCCGCGCCGCUCGUCAGCACCUCGCACGCCGCGCCCGGCGUCAGCACCUCGCACGCGGCUCCAGGCGUCACAACGUCGCAUACGGCGCCGGGAGUAAGCACUACGCACGCCGUGCUCGGCGUCAGCACGUCGCAUGCGCAGCCCGGCAUCCGGCCGCCCAAGCGCCGCAUGCAACAGCGACCGCUCACUGCCAAACGGAUACGAGUUCAGGGCUUUGAGCGUUCAGUGGAGGUGGAGUACCAGGUGCCGACGUCGUCGCGCUGCGACCAAGACGACGAGGGCGUCAUCGUAGUUGAUUCGGAGGAAGACGACGAGCGAUGCACAGGCACCAUGUACAGGGAGGGCGAAGAGGGCGAAGAGGACGAAGACAUAGAGGAGGAGCAGGAGGUUGAAGGCGGUGAAGAAGAAGAGGAAACAGAAUCUCCUUCUGCUUACUCUUCUUCUUCGGAAGAAGAAGACACUAUUUCUGAUUCCUCUUCCUCUUCCGACGCGGAGAACGGAACACUACAGGUGACUAUUUUCUUCUCAAAAUAA
Maniola jurtina (meadow brown) is the source of this 5178-nucleotide messenger RNA. Its product is annotated as nucleoprotein TPR-like. The transcript has 7 exons. The record is from RefSeq and is a predicted model, not a curated record. Gene Ontology annotation, cellular component: nuclear pore. NCBI's taxonomy places the organism in Eukaryota, Metazoa, Arthropoda, Insecta, Lepidoptera, Nymphalidae. The coding region runs from base 1 to 5178 and encodes 1725 amino acids. Gene Ontology annotation, biological process: mRNA export from nucleus; protein import into nucleus. Gene Ontology annotation, molecular function: structural constituent of nuclear pore.